GCGCCACGGAAAAUUUAGUCGGCGCAUUUUUUUCCCUCUCGUCACCUUUCCUUCUUCUCUUCAGCCGUCUUCCUUAUCUUCAACCGUUUCUCCUCCUCUUCUCCCUCUUCUCUUCUCUUCUCUUUCUUCUCUCCAGACAGCCUCAAUUGCCUCGUCCAUCAUCCAUCCUCUCUCUUGUUGUCACCCCACCAUCCACAUCCCCCACCAUGUCUACCUACGCUCUGCCCGCGUCUCACAAGGAGAUGCUUGAGAAGUCUCUUCUCGAGUCUGACCCUGAGGUCGCCGCCAUCAUGAAAGAUGAGGUCCAGCGUCAGCGCGAGUCCAUUGUUCUCAUUGCCUCCGAGAACAUCACCUCCCGCGCCGUCUUCGAUGCCCUGGGCUCCCCCAUGUCCAACAAGUACUCCGAGGGUCUGCCCGGCGCCCGCUACUACGGCGGCAACCAGCACAUUGACCAGAUCGAGCUGCUGUGCCAGCGCCGUGCCCUCGAGGCCUUCCACCUCGACCCGGCCAAGUGGGGUGUCAACGUCCAGUGCCUCAGCGGCAGCCCUGCCAACCUCCAGGUCUACCAGGCCAUCAUGCCUCCCCACGGCCGUCUCAUGGGCCUUGACCUCCCCCACGGUGGCCACUUGAGCCACGGUUACCAGACUCCCCAGCGAAAGAUCUCUGCUGUCUCUACCUACUUCGAGACCAUGCCCUACCGUGUCAACCUGGAGACCGGCAUCAUCGACUAUGACCAGCUCCAGCAGAACGCCCUCCUGUACCGCCCCAAGGUCCUCGUCGCCGGUACUUCUGCUUACUGCCGUCUGAUUGAUUACGAGCGCAUGCGCAAGAUCGCCGACUCUGUUGGCGCCUACCUCGUUGUCGAUAUGGCUCACAUCUCCGGUCUCAUCGCCGCCGAGGCCAUCCCCUCCCCCUUCCAGUGGGCUGACAUUGUCACCACCACCACCCACAAGUCUCUCCGUGGCCCUCGUGGUGCCAUGAUCUUCUUCCGCAAGGGCGUCCGCUCCGUCGACCCUAAGACUGGCAAGGAGACGCUCUACGACCUGGAGGACCCCAUCAACUUCUCCGUCUUCCCCGGCCACCAGGGCGGCCCCCACAACCACACCAUCACCGCUCUGGCUGUCGCCCUCAAGCAGGCUCAGACCCCCGAGUUCAAGGCCUACCAGGAGAAGGUCGUUUCCAACGCCAAGACCCUCGAGGUCAAGUUCAAGGAGCUCGGCCACAAGCUUGUUGCCGACGGCACUGACAGCCACAUGGUCCUGCUCGACCUUCGUCAGUUCAACCUCGACGGUGCCCGUGUUGAGACCGUCCUUGAGCAGAUCAACAUUGCCUGCAACAAGAACGCCAUCCCCGGAGACAAGAGCGCCCUGACUCCUUGCGGUAUCCGCAUUGGCACUCCCGCCAUGACCAGCCGUGGCUUCGGCGAGAAGGACUUUGAGCGCGUCGCCCUCUACAUUGACCAGGCCAUCAAGCUCUGCGUCGAGAUCCAGGCCUCUCUGCCCAAGCCCAACAACAAGCUCAAGGACUUCAAGGCCGAGGUCACCAGCGGCAAGGUUGCCAAGCUCGGCGAGCUCCAGAAGGAGAUUGCUGCUUGGGCCAGCAGCUUCCCUCUUCCCGUUGAGGGCUGGCGCCUGGAUGCCGGCAUCUAAUUGCAAGAUGCUAGCAAACAAACUGGUCUGUCCGUCAUCCAGUUUCAUGAAACUUGAUGGACAUCACUCUGCAAUUUCAUAAAGGACAAAAGAUACCAAAAAUCUUAAACACGUGGAAAAUCAAAAAGAUCGGGUCCACUGGGGCAUUUAACAUGGGAUGGGACAAAAAGCCAAAAAAUCGGCGAAAGGUUCAACAACUUUGCAAUUUUAGUUAUAUCAUGAGGGCUGGCGCAUGCGUUAUGAUUUCUUUCCAUUUCAACCGGAACCGAGUGGGAGGCGGGUGGAGGAGUUUUGACUGGGUAUAUCAACAGGACACUUACAUACAAAACCCUUUUUGCCAUUGAUCCUGAGUAUCAACGGCAUUUCAACGUCGGUUGGUAUAGGGAGGGUCCUAUCCUGCUUCAACAAGUAGGUCAGCUUUUACAGAAAUCCAAGAAAAGACAUAUUCUUCUCUGU
Messenger RNA from Trichoderma reesei QM6a, 2105 nucleotides. Its product is annotated as serine hydroxymethyltransferase. Gene Ontology annotation, cellular component: cytoplasm. Lineage: Eukaryota; Fungi; Ascomycota; Sordariomycetes; Hypocreales; Hypocreaceae. The coding region runs from base 207 to 1649 and encodes 480 amino acids. The record is from RefSeq and is a predicted model, not a curated record. Gene Ontology annotation, molecular function: pyridoxal phosphate binding; serine binding; zinc ion binding. The transcript is spliced from 4 exons. Gene Ontology annotation, biological process: tetrahydrofolate interconversion; folic acid metabolic process; L-serine catabolic process.